AUGGAGCCUGGGACAAUUUUAACGAUCGUCCAACUCUCAUUUUCCGUCUUCGAACUUGGCUCUAAGAUAGCCCUCGAAUUUUUUGGGAAGAAUGACAAAGUUCCAGAUAAACUUAGACGUCUCAAUGAUCGACUUAAAGAAUUUCACACCAUCGUUGAUGGAAUAAUAGAUGGUGCCCACGAGGAUAGCGCCUCAUCGGGCCUUAUCUACCCCGGGGCUGACGCUAUUAUUGAGACUCUAACCGAGUGCAACAAUUUCCUCCGCCAAUAUGAGUCGGCGUUAUUAGCAGGUCGAACAUUCAGUGGAACUAGUCAACGACUCGCCCUCGUCGUUGGCCCGGAUAAUUCUAGGAUCCAGGAUCUUCAUAGAAGAAUAUUAGAUCACUACCCAGCACUUCAACUAUGGAAAACGACUGGCCUGGAAAAGGCGGUUAUGCAGCUUGGAGAAUCAAUGAUCGCGAAGCACCAAAUCAGUAGUCAGUUAAACCCAGCGCCUAAUACGAUAGCUGAAUCAUCGCUGCAGCCCGAGUCACCCGAGAGGUCUGUUGAAGAAGCAUUUGUUAGCUUUACUGCUACCCAAGUAGCAACCCCUACGCUCAGAGCAGUUUCUCGGAAUCCCUCCCUCCCUUCGAUAAACGAGCUUCCAUCGCCGCAAGUAGGAGAAUACUCAUUCUCCGACGCAGGGUCGUAUCGACAGCGUCAAUCAGGAUCAGAGGUCGGUCCUGUUCUGGCACAUCUUAGAGGCUAUGGCCGCGAAAAUAUAAUGAAUGAAUCAACGCGUACCGGGCCUACGAACAAUACGGCAUCAUUAUCUCCGGUAGGGCUGUCGACUUCACCAACGUCGCACUCCCGUCGCCUAGGACAUUCGGUAUUAUUACGUAUCGGCUCCCAGUCAUACCAACUAAGUAGUAGCGACUACAGGGUCCUUGACAUUGGUAGAGAUAGAGUGAUAGAAUGGACCAAUAGUAGCUCUCGACUUAUAAUUCAACAUUUCGUUCCUGAUAGACGUGUCAUUCCAUAUACGAUACCUGGGGACUCAGGGCCCUACAAAGUGCGAUUUCUCCCGAUAAACGCCUCGCACCAGUUCAAACUUAUAACGAUAGAUAAUGGAACCGAGAGUCUCCAAGAGAAACCGGAGUACCGAUUUCGGCGUAAGGCUGACAGGGAGAGUUUCCAACAAGCUGUCCGAGGUUGCGACCACUUUGAGAUAAUAAGAGCCCUGAAGGUACAUAGUGCUAAAGGCAAAGACAUUGCUAUGAAGUUCCAUUUGAAAGUUUGGCGACGUAGCCCUCAAGAUGACAGACCAACUUUUUCCUUCGCGGCAAAUGAGAUUGCCCACAUGGAGUUUCAUAUUCGAUGGUUUAAAAAGAACCCGGAACUAAGAGGAGAGACCAAGCUGGUACUAAGAUUAUAUUCGAAGGGUGACGACUUGGUGGAUGAGCCCGAACCCGUCGAGCCGCGAAGGUUAUCUUUCACGUUUGGAAUGAAAAGAUUAUCCGGGAGUUCGGCCCAGACGAAUAUAUCAGAUUCGCAUUCGACUUCACGGUCACGCUCCUCUUCAGUAAAAACCCCGCCUCUUAUGUUGUACGAAGGCCGAGGAAUAGAGCCGCCUGAUGAUGUUCGAAAUUUAGAAUAUCUAGAAAUAGAGUUCUUAAACUCGGAGAUUCGGAAAUCCUUCGUACAGGCGUGUCUCGAGGCACACCGCCCAACCUUGGAGGUUUCGAGGAGAAACAGUACGCCGAGCUCCUCCUCACAACAGUCGUCCCCGAGACCUCCUAGUUGGACUUUGGGGCCGAACCAGGGUCCACACGAACUAGAAUACUCGAGUAAAUACGAACUAUCAGCGGACCCUAGAGUCUACGAGAUGAUGGGAGACUCGGAGUUUCAAAUGCCUCCUCCGAGCUUGACAACGCCAUAUUCCCCCGGGGAGGUUCGGUUCAAUACUCGUUCCCUAUUCGCACCAUCACGAGCGACUGAUUACGAGAAAAUUCAAGAAACGGAUGAAUAUCACGGAUAA
Daldinia vernicosa is the source of this 2016-nucleotide messenger RNA. RefSeq lists its product as uncharacterized. The transcript is spliced from 5 exons. NCBI's taxonomy places the organism in Eukaryota, Fungi, Ascomycota, Sordariomycetes, Xylariales, Hypoxylaceae. The record is from RefSeq and is a predicted model, not a curated record. The coding region runs from base 1 to 2016 and encodes 671 amino acids.